Trichobilharzia regenti is the source of this 3008-nucleotide messenger RNA. The record is from the annotation of a GenBank genome assembly. Lineage: Eukaryota; Metazoa; Platyhelminthes; Trematoda; Strigeidida; Schistosomatidae.
AUUUAUAGAAAAACUGUAGACGUUACAAUUAAUAUAGUCAUGUUAUUAGGAAUGUAAUCCAUUUCGGUUCACCUCAGUAACUUUUGACAAUGAGUUAUACAAAUAUUAAGAAUUCAACUCAUUCGUUACUGUUUAACUAUUCAGCUACAUUAGCAUUACAUGUACAAAAUUUUACAGAUCCUAAAGUCUUUGGUUUGUCAUCAUGCAUAAUCAUCACACUUAUGUUCGCAUUGAUUGUUGUUUUUUCAAUAUUUGGGAAUAUUUUAGUUAUGUGGAUUAUAUUGAAUAAUCGUAGAAUGCGUACAGUGACUAACUGUUUUUUGUUCAAUUUAUCUGCAGCUGACUUGCUGACAGUAUUCCAGAUUGUACCGAAUGUUUAUUAUGUACUUCACAAUGAUUGGAUUUUCGGUGUUGCUUAUUGUAAAUUCUCACAAUUCUUCACAGCAUUUAACAUCGCUAUCAGUGUGUUUACAUUUAUCGCCAUUGCAUCAGACCGAUAUACCGCUAUCAUGUUCCCACUUCGGCCACGUUCAAAACUGAAAACAGUUAUCUGUGUUAUAGCAGCUAUAUGGUUAAUAUCGUUUGCCAUCGGGUUACCUGGUCUAGUUGUAGCUACCGUUUCUCAAAAAGAAUCAGUACCGUUUGGGAAUAUGAUGAAUUUAACAGACGAAUUCGCUACAGUAAACCAAACUUUCUCUGAGUCUAUCGGUCAAAACGUGUCAAGUGUUUGUAUUUACAGUUGGUCUCCAGAAUGGUCCGAUGCGUAUGAUUACACAUUGUUUAUCUUAAUGUAUGUUCUGCCGUUGAUAAUACUCGCCGCCACCUAUGUCCCAAUCUCAAUUCACUUAUGGUUUCAUAGAGGACUUGGAGAGGUUACCAGAGCACAAGCUCAAAAUGUUCGUUCUAAAAGACGUGCUGUGAAAAUGCUUUGCGCAGUUAUGCUUAUAUUCGCGAUAUGUUGGCUACCGUAUCAGUUGUUUUUCAUUAUUGUACAAUUAAAUCCAGCAAUUAAAAAUAACCAUAAGUUACCAAUUGUGUUCAUUUGUUGUUAUUGGCUAGCAAUGAGUAAUUCAAUGUACAAUCCAAUUAUAUAUGUUUUAAUGAACAAGAAGUAAGUUGGCAAUGUAAUUUUUGCAUUUUAUUGUAUCUGCUGGAAAGAAACUUCAACUUCUAUUGCAUUAUGAUUCUGGUGUUAGUCCCCUUAGUUUACUGAAUAUAUACAGUAAAUAUUUACGUAAUAACACUUGAUAAGAAGUUUUAUUUAAUUUUCACUUUCGCGUAAAAUAUUCACUGUUUAUUUUCAGAUAUACAGAUAGAUACAUGUUUGAUCAAAUGCUUUUGUGGAACUAAAUACAACAGAUUUAACUGAAUUUUUCUACAAAUGCCCCUUUUUAUGAAAAUGAGCAUUAUGACAGUCUCGAGUGCUAAGAAUAUAUGUGUAUAUUGUGGUUUAGAUAAAGCUAUAAUGACGUUUUAGGUUCAGAGCAUUGCUAAGUGUAGUUUCGUUUCGAUAAAAAUGAGACUUUUAUUAUCACGUGUCUGUUUGAGUUGGAACUUUUAUUUUCAGUGUUUCGACCUCUGAUAAGUUGCUAAAGCUAAAUGUGAUUAGCAGUCUGGUGAUUUGAGUGUCCAUUAACAACUCAGUGAUGGCCACUAAACAGAUUUCUUGAAGUUGCAGUCGGAAGGCAUGAGCGUUGGUGUCCGCCAUGCCAAAGUGAAGUGGAUGCUAGCCAAAGGCAUCGGUAAAAGAGCUGUCACAGUUAGAAUUCACGGGUCAUUGAAUUCCAGCCCGAACGCUCGAAUGGUUAACAAGCCUGUUCUCAUAACCUGAAGGUCUCAGGUUUGGUCUGUGGUGGGGCCAUGAACAGCCUCAGAUAGGAAGAGACAGCUAUCCAUUGCUUUCUGGCUGGUGACGAAAACCGAACAACUGAAAUUAAUCCCAAUUACCCACAAAUACUAAAAUCUGAAAAUGAAUAAUAACAAAUAACAAGUAUAAUUUACUGUUAUUCGCAAAAUGCCAGGGUUUGAAGUUAAAAUCUGUGAGUCAACGUGCUUUACCCUCAGUAUGUAAUACCAAUAACCAUGUGACAUUCAAAAUGAUUGAAUGAAUAUUUGAUCAGACACAAUAAAAUGAAAUAAUCCCGUUUAUAAUUCCAAAAUGAAUGUGCUUUACUGUAUGGCAUAUAACUUAAAUUGUGUUAUUAUUCAUUCAGUGAUUAUGAAAUAUAACGAUGCGAUACUGGCUUUCUAAAAUCAUAUCUAUUUUAAUUCAAAAUGCUUGAAUUUGCUUAUGAAUGUCCAAGGCUAUUUUUCGUCAAGAAAUGGUGAAAGAUGUUGAAGUAAGACGAACGAUUCACCUCAUACAACGUUUUCUUUCCUCGAAAUUGUUUUUCAUAAAUAUGUCAUACAACUGUAGUGCAUGACAAAAAAUUAUUCAUUUAAACUCAUAUCGUUAGAAACCACCGAUGUUUACGACAAAAUCUACAAAAGCACCUGACAUAACUUAUAUAUAAAGCUGUAUCACCAGUUCAAGUAAAACAUCAUAUAAUUCACUCUUUUUUCCCAAAGCAAUGAGUACUUCAAAGAAAGAGUCACACAAUCUUCUAAUAUUUUAUUAAUUGCUACUGACGUAUGUCAUUUUCAGGACAGUGGAACACAAAAAGUACAAAACCAAAUAUGCCUUACUCUAUGGGAUACUAAUAAAUAAAACUGUGUUUCCCUUUGAAGUUCACAACUGUCAGAAGAAUACUCUAUAUCAGUAACAUUCCUAUCAUUACCAUAACCUAUUGAUUUCAACCGAAAUAACAGUACCAUUUGAGCGAAAUGCUUUUUAUCUAUUGACAUUACAAAUAUGUACAAGGGCUACUUCCACUAAUCAUGUGGACAAGCCUUGUGUAUUCAAGCAGAAGUCAAUGAAUAUUAGACAUUACUGUGCGUCGGUGGCACAGUGAUUAGGACUCUCGCCGACCAUGCACAUGGUCCGGGGUUCGAGCCCACGCCGGCGCACA